GUCUCCAUGGUAACGGAGUAUCGUUUGGGGAGGGGCAGACUGGGAGAAAGCAAGAAUCUAAAGGUUAAAGUGUUAAAACUCCUCAGUCGGACUCCUCUCUGUGCUUACACUGAUCCUCCUCCUCUUGGGCUUUGUGUUUACCUCUUCAGCCUCACUAAGCUACAGACAGCGGACACACAGCAGGACAGGAUGGCGGGCACAUCGAGACACGACAGAGAGAUGGCGAUGAAUGCCAAGCGCCAGCUGUCCGAGUGUUCAGACCCCAUAGAGAGACUCCGGCUGCAGUGUCUGACUCGAGGCUCGUCUGGGAUCAAAGGUUUGGGCAGGACCUUCAGAGUGAUGGACGACAACAACAACCGCUUGCUGGACUUCAAGGAGUUCAUGAAGGGGUUAAACGACUACGGGGUCUUGAUGGAGAAGGACGAGGCCACAGCUCUGUUUCAGCAAUUUGACCGUGACGGCAGCGGGACCAUCGACUUCGACGAGUUCCUCGCCACUCUCAGGCCGCCAAUGUCCAAGGCCCGGAAGGAGGUGGUCAUGCAGGCGUUUCGGAAGCUGGAUAAAACGGGUGACGGGGUGAUCACCAUCGAAGACCUGCGGGGUGUUUACAACGCCAAGUACCACCCCAAGUACCAGAACGGAGAGUGGACGGAGGACCAGGUCUUCAGGACAUUCCUGGAUAGCUUUGACUCUCCGUAUGACAAAGAUGGAAAGGUGACCCAUGAUGAGUUUAUGAACUAUUACAGUGGCGUCAGCGCCUCCAUCGACAGCGACGUCUACUUUAUACUAAUGAUGAAAAACGCUUGGAAGCUCUGAAUCACAUUAAAACUCCAGAAUCUAAGCACCUCAUGGAUUUCCGACAAACAGAAUUUGUUUUAAAUGAUCAUAAUGAUGUGUCUGAUCAAUUCUGCAGCCUGAAUUCUGUCAUAUUUUCUGUUAGAAGCCAUAUUCUAAAUAAAUGCAGUUACACAGA
This is a messenger RNA of Haplochromis burtoni (Burton's mouthbrooder), 973 nucleotides long. It is a transcript of the gene capslb, whose product is annotated as calcyphosine-like b. Gene Ontology annotation, molecular function: calcium ion binding. The transcript is spliced from 5 exons. The record is from RefSeq and is a predicted model, not a curated record. Lineage: Eukaryota; Metazoa; Chordata; Actinopteri; Cichliformes; Cichlidae. The coding region runs from base 7 to 816 and encodes 269 amino acids.